AUGGCGCGUCAUUGGCGAGGGACGAUGAUGGCGGCGGUCGGUGCACCAGAAGUGAUCACACAGCUGGAGAGCGCUGCCAAAGUUUUAAUGGCACCGCCGUCCAUGGUCAACACCGAACAGAGGCAGCAUGCUGAACACGUGUUCCUCUCCUUCAGGAAAUCCAAAUCGCCCUUUGCCAUCUGCAAACACAUCUUAGAGACCAGUAAGGUGGACUAUGUGUUGUUCCAGGCAGCCACAGCCAUCAUGGAGGCUGUGGUCCGGGAGUGGAUCCUUCUGGAGAAGAGCAGCAUUGAGUCUCUGCGGACAUUCCUCUUGACCUACGUCUUACAGAGACCAAAUCUUCAGAAGUACGUCCGGGAGCAGAUCCUGCUGGCGGUGGCCGUCAUCGUGAAGCGGGGAUUUCUGGACAAAUCUAUCAACUGUAAAAGCAUUUUUCUUGAAGUUGGACAGCUCAUCAGCAGCGGGAACCCAACAGUGCAAACACUGGCCUGCUCUAUCUUGACAGCCCUUCUUAGUGAGUUUUCCAGCUCCAGUAAAACAAGCAGCAUCGGCCUCAGCAUGGAAUUCCAUGGCAGUUGCAAGCGUCUGUUUCAGGAGGAGAGCCUGCGUCAGAUCUUCAUGUUGACGAUGGAGGUGCUGCAGGAGUUCAGCCGCAGAGAAAACCUCAACGCUCAAAUGUCCUCGGUCUUCCAGCGCUACCUGGCUCUGGCCAACCAGGUCCUCAGCUGGAACUUCCUGCCGCCAAAUCUGGGGCGACACUACAUCGCCAUGUUCGAGGCAACACAGAACGUCACACUCAAGCCCACGGACUCCUGGAGGGAAGCUCUGCUGGACACCAGAGUCAUGGACCUCUUCUUCACGGUGCACAGGAAGAUUCGGGAGGACUCAGACAUGGCCCAGGACUCCCUGCAGUGUCUGGCCCAGCUGGCGUCCAUGCACGGGCCCAUCUUCCCUGACGAGAGCGCUCAGGUCUCCUACCUGGCUCACCUGGUGGAGGGUCUGCUCAGCAUGAUCAACGGGAUUGAGAUCGAGGACUCGGAGGCAGUUGGCAUCUCCAAUAUCAUCUCUAAUCUGAUCACCAUGUUCCCCAGAAGUAUUUUAACAGCGCUGCCCAGCGAACUCUUCACAUCCUUUAUCAACUGCCUCACUUUGCUCACCUGCUCAUUUGGACGCAGCGCCGCCCUGGAGGAAGUGCUGGACAAAGACGAUAUGAUCUACAUGGAGGCCUAUGACAAACUGCUGGAGUCCUGGUUGACGCUUGUCCAAGACAAUGAGCAUUUUCCUCGGGGCUGUUUCGUCCAGCCUGCGGUCCAGGUCUUCAACUCCUACAUUCAGUGUCACCUGGCAGCUCCAGACGGCACACGGAACCUGUCAGUAAAUGGCAUCUCUUCUCAUGAUGAGGAAGAGAUCAACGAGCUGCAGGAGGACGACAGAGAGCUGUUCUCAGACCAGCUGUCCAGCAUCGGCAUGCUGGGUCGUGUGGCAGCGGACCACUGCAUCCCUCUGCUCACGAGUUUGUUAGAGGACAGAGUGACACGGCUGCACGGUCAACUCCAGAGGACACAACAGCACCUCAUGUCCUCUACUGACCCUGCAUCAAUGGACAGAAAAGUACUGGACGACCUAUAUGAGGACAUCCACUGGCUUAUACUGGUCUCAGGGUAUCUGUUAGCAGACGAUGCUCAGGGUGAAACUCCCAUAAUCCCCUCAGAGGUGAUGGAGUUCUCCAUAAAGGUGGACAUCAACACGGCGCGGCAGAUACUGGGAUCACCGGGGGAGAAGGCCUCAUCUAUACCAGGCUUUAACCACACAGACUCGGUCAUCAGGUUACUGUCCGCUGUGUUGCGAGCAUCAGAAGUCGAAUCCAGGGCGAGCAGAGCCAGCCUCACAGAACUGCUGAGUCCACAGAUGGGAAAAGACAUCAUGUGGUUCCUCCGACGCUGGGCCAAGACCUACCUGCUGGUGGAUGAGAAGCUCUAUGAACAGAUCAGCAUUCCACUCAGCACAGCGUUUGGUGUGGACACAGAGGGAGCCCAGUGGAUUGUGGGAUAUCUCUUGGAGAAGGUGGUCAACAAUCUGUCAGUGUGGAGCGCCGAGGUGGAGCUUUCCAACGACACGGUGGAGCUGUUGGUGACGUUGGUGGAGAAGAGGGAAAGGGCGAACAUCGUGGUCCAGUGUGAGAGCUGGUGGAAUCUGGCCAAACAGUUUGCCAGCAGGAGUCCGCCUCUCCAUCUCCUCUCCAGCUCUGUGCAGCGAACACUAAUGAAGGCUCUGGUGCUGGGGGGCUUUGCCCAUAUGGACACGGACACCAAACAGCAGUACUGGGCCGAGGUUCUUCAUCCUCUUCAGCAGCGUUUCCUCAACCUCAUAAACCAGGAGAACUUUGCUCAAAUAAGCCAGCAGGAGGCAGUCAAGCAGGAGAUCGUGGCCACACUGGAGGCUCUUUGUGGCAUCGCUGAGGCGACGCAGAUCGACAACGUGGCCUCGCUCUUCUCUUUCCUCAUGGACUUCCUGUCCAGCUGCAUCGGCCUCAUGGAGGUUUACAGCAACACGCCGGAGACGGUGAACCUCAUCAUUGAGGUUUUUGUGGAAGUAGCUCACAAACAGAUCUGUUACCUCGGAGAGACAAAAUCGAUGAAAUUGUACGAGGCCUGUCUGACACUGCUGCAGGUUUAUUCUAAAAACAAUCAGUGUAGAAAACGGAGCGACGCGGCAGCGGAGGAGGAUCAGUAUCAGGACCUUCUGCUGAUCAUGGAGCUUCUCACCAACCUGCUCUCCAAAGAGUUCAUCGACUUCAGUGACACAGAUGAAGUCUUCAGAAACCAGGACCAGGGAACUCCAGCCACCAACAGGACAGUAUCAGCAGCAGACGUCGUUCUGUUUGGUGUCAAUAUUGUCCUCCCUUUAAUGUCUCAGGAUCUGCUCAAGUUCCCCUCUUUGUGCAACCAGUAUUACAAGCUCAUCACCUUCAUAUGUGAGAUCUUUCCAGAGAAGAUCCCACAGCUUCCCGAAGAACUCUUCAAGAGUCUCAUGUACUCCCUGGAGUUGGGAAUGACCUCAAUGGGCUCAGAGAUCAGUCAGUUGUGUUUGGAGGCUCUGUCUCCUCUGGCUGAACAGUGCGCCAAAAACCAGGAGAAGGACACGCCCCUCUUCGUUGCCACACGUCACUUCCUCAAACUGGUGUUCGACAUGCUGGUGCUGCAGAAACACAACACAGAGAUUACAGUGGCUGCAGGAGAAGCUCUGUACACCCUGGUGUGUCUGCAUCAAGCGGAGUACUCGGAGCUGGUGGAGACACUGCUCUCCUCGCAGAGAGACGCUGUCAUCUACCAGCGACUGGCUGACGCCUUCAACCAGCUGACGGCCAGCAGCACGCCGCCCACCAUGGAUCGCAAACAGAAGGUGGCGUUUCUCAAGAGCCUGGAGGAGUUUGUGGCCAACGUUGGAGGAUUGUUGUGUGUAAAAUAACCACUGGAAACCGACACUGCCUCCAAAACACGCUUUAAGGACAACUUACUACAUCCCCGACUCCACUCGCAUGUUUCCCAAUGAACUAUGGGUAAAAGAGAUAGUUCUGCACCUGAGUGGGUGAGAAAAAAAAAACAUCUCAUGCUUGAAUGUUGACUCUUUCUCAGUCUUCAGUUUUUGUCCUCCUAAAACAUCUCUCCCAUCAUGCCCCCCCACCAGCGUGGUUGACAGACCUGGGGAUGACGAUGAAGAUGAAGGUAAAGCGAAGAAUGAACUGCAGAGCAGAUAGAUUUGUCUGAACACUUUCUCUACUGUUAGACUGAAGCGCUGGCUCAAUGAUGACAGGGGGCGAAGCUCAGACAGACGGUGACAAAUGUCCUGACCUUUACGCACACACACACACACAACACGCGCACACGCAAGAAGUCGUUUGCAGGUUUGACCAAUCUACAGCAAACUCAGUGCAGGGUUGUGUUGUGUGCAGUGUCGUUUCAUCACAUCUGUGUGAAGGUUGCUGUUAUUGGAAAUUGGUACGGGUGCCUCUGUGGCCCACACUUUAUACAAACUGGAUGAACACACACCCACUCGCGCACACUGUUUUCCCAGUCCCUUUUCAAACGAGUGCCUUUGCUUUGUUGAUUGUCGUUAGUGUGUGUGAAGUGUGUGUUAUACCAUCGACUGUGGCUGUUGUUGACAAACUCACAGUUUCCAACGCACGCACACACAUUUGAAACAUUACCAUGACAUGGAAAUGUGUAACCUGGUCCAGAUGAACUACAGAGCACAGGGAGGUCUU
Cynoglossus semilaevis (tongue sole) is the source of this 4264-nucleotide messenger RNA. RefSeq names its product exportin 4 (gene xpo4). The record is from RefSeq and is a predicted model, not a curated record. The transcript is spliced from 24 exons. Gene Ontology annotation, molecular function: nuclear export signal receptor activity. NCBI's taxonomy places the organism in Eukaryota, Metazoa, Chordata, Actinopteri, Pleuronectiformes, Cynoglossidae. Gene Ontology annotation, biological process: protein export from nucleus. Bases 1 to 3468 code for a protein of 1155 amino acids. Gene Ontology annotation, cellular component: nuclear pore; cytoplasm.